Molecule: messenger RNA, 3420 nt
Organism: Anopheles coustani
Lineage: Eukaryota; Metazoa; Arthropoda; Insecta; Diptera; Culicidae
Exons: 6
Coding region: 479-2152 (557 amino acids)
Source: RefSeq, a predicted model, not a curated record
GGUGCACUGCGUUGCCUCUGACGGUGCAGCAGUUCGGUUGCGGGUUGUUGUUUCGGUGUGUGGUUGGAAGUGGUGGAAGCAAUGCUCGUCCCGUUCCUAUCGUCCAUCCCUUCGGUGUCUACAGUGGUCUGCUAGGGUCAAUAUUCGAUCCCUUCGUUGCCCCCCGACGGCUGCUCUGGACUAACGCGCGCAUUGUUCCGGAACCGUCCGAAUUCGAGAGGACUAUUUAUUGAUACCCGCUCGAAGUCCGUCUUGGGUUGGUGGUGAAAUUUGCCUUAUCGUGCAACAGGUGUUUGCUCUGCCAGUACAUCGCCACGAAACAUCCUCGUUUAGCGCAGCUUCAUCGUGCAGCGCAGCGUGCCAAACAUCGCCUGGCGAAUCGAAUGCUCCGAUAGCGAACCAUCCCGAUUAGGGGAAAUUUGAUUGGUAAAUUAAACGGAUACACGCGGCGGCACCUGUGCUAAAUCAAUUAUACGCAAUGGGCAACACGCACAGCAAUAAUGCAAAAGGCUCCAGCGGUACGAACAGCCCAUCCAAAUCGAAACCCGAAGGUUCGGUUGAUCCGAAACAAACGCAGCAGCCGGGACUGCAGGCCCGUGGCAUGACGCGAACUGCUAGCGGGGCCGACAUUCAGGAUCGAUCGCAGACGCAAUUCCAGCCGGUAGAGAAGCUCGGCCGAAUAUUGGUGAAAAAGUGUGACGAACAGUACGGGAUACAGGGCAUCACGGGGGACAUUUUUGCGCGCUAUGUAUUCCCGAAGUAUCCUGACCUCGGUCUGAAAUUGUUCCGGUAUCUGCGCUUUUUAAGCCAUGCCAAGACCGAACACCUAGGACUGGUGGCGUUCCGGCAGCAGUGCGAAAAGUUUCUUGCCCUGCUCGACGAUUCGAUUAUUCUGGAGAGCUACGUUCGUAUGUUUGGUGAGCUCAGCGAAGAGCAGCUGAUUAAGCCGGAAAAUCUGAAGAAUUUGUUGCGCACGUGCUACAAUCUGGCGAUGGCACACUACUCGGACGGACCGCAAACUUGUCUGCUGCUAAACCGGACCCUCGAAUCCGUCGUGCAGUCGUGCUUCUUCUCGAAAGAAUCGCUCAGUCCGGGCUACAUCUGUCGCUGGCUCGAAAACAACGUACCCCGGCUCGUGCCACCGAUCCACAAGUACUGCGUGCAUGCGCUCAGUACAUCGCACCGGACAAUCAUCGACAGCAGCAUGGCCAGCAACAGCGAAACGGUCAUCUCGGUUAGUGCCAUCAACGCGGGCGAGGCCAGCUAUGGGCUGGAGCUGCAGACACCGAUCCUCGAGAAGACGAAUCCAUUCAGUAAAGAUGUCCACGUUGGCAGCAGUGGUGGCGGACGACUUCCGGGCGGUGGAGCGGCCGGUGCCGGAGUCAGUGAACCCGGAAAACCACUUACGGACGAAGAACGGGAACGAAUAAAGAACCAGCAGCCGCUGCUACCCCUUUCGGAGGCCUGGUUGCUGGCGGGAUCGCUACCACCACUGUACAGCAAACCGCAAUCUAUACCGGCACCGAUAAACCCGCAGUCCGCAAACCUCACAUCGCAUGUGUUUUUAGCGAAAUUACUCUCACUGGUACCGUCCCACUGGACAUCCCUGUACGACUCACGGCUUGAUGGAGCGGGCACGAACCGCUUCCUGCAUCACGUACUCGGCUAUCGUGGCCCGAACUUGCUGCUGUUCCGCUGCGAGGACGAUCUGCUGUUCUGUGUCGCCAAUCCGAACGAGUGGCGUGAAACGCACUUAUACAUCGGCGACGAAGGGGCCUGUUGUUUGCAGUUGCUACCGAAAUUCCAGAUGCUAGAGAAAAAACCGAAAAGUCUCUACCUGAACACGCACAUCCGUGGCUAUCCGAAGGGGCUGCGAGCCGGCUCCGAUCCGCGCAAACCGAUCCUCAUCGUGGACGAACACUUUGAGCGGCUCGAGUACCGCUCGCUGCAGCACAAGAUCCUUUCAAUCGAGGUGUGGGGCUGCGGCAAUCAGCAGCUGCGCGACGUCCAGCUGGACAUCAAGAAGUGGGCCAUCAAGGAAGCGGAACGGCAGCGGACGGUCAAGAUGACGGCCGCCGACUGGAUGGAUCAUCCGGAUCGGUAUCUGCUCGAGCUGGGUGGACGCCAAAACUAUAACAACUCAUCUACGUAAAAGCCCAACCCCAUCAGUGUUUCGAUCGCCUGGGUGUUGUUUGAGUGGGACUUUCGAUUUGGUACAGUCGAAAGUUGUGAGAGAGGAGAACGAAGUAUUAACGAGCUAGUUUAUUCGCGCGCUUCACUUUGUGCUACCAGAAAUUAGUGGUGUGCAUUGUGUAACGAAGCAAGUCCCACCUGGGAACUCGAGGUCCGGGACAGUUACGUGGUCACUAACGGUUGUGCCUAAACAUGUUUGGUUUUGCGGAUGAUUUUGCAGAUGGAUGUAGUACUUACAAUGUUUCCAUAUUUUCGUAUUUUGCAGCGGGGGUCCGCGAUAGCCUAGCGGUAGCGCCGCUUAGAAAAUCGGCCCAAGUGGGCUGGGGCUCACUAUCUUGACGGCGUGGGUUCGGCUCCCAACCGAUAACGGACCCACCCCUGUACGAGAGGACCUGACUAUCCAAGUAUACAAAAGGGAAAACGUCUAGUAAUCUGCCCUUAACGGACAGGCGCAUGACCAAGAAGAAGACGGUGGCCAAGACGAAGAAGCGUUCACUUCAACGUACACGUCUUUUGGAAAGAUGAUUUAAAGCGGUCAGAUUUCAAGCUGUGAGUCUAGGAAGCAAAUAAGGAGUUUGAGAAAAACAAAAUCUAUUGGUACUUAGGUAAAGGUUCCACUACUUUGGCCAUGGCUUAAAUAUUGUUCUAGAUUAAUUUGUGAAACGUAAAACGACAUUUAGUUAUCCCAUUGAUAGAACAGUGUUAAUGAUGUUAUUCAUGAGAUGAUGAAACCCACGUGGCUGGUAAAAAGUCACAUGGGACAUUAUAUUACUUUUUCCGCGAACAGCACACAAACACACACAAGGAGCAGUGUUAUAUCGCGUGUACUUAUUUUAAUUUGUAACAGCAGGUUCCGUUUUGCCAUCCAAUGGUUGCCCCAAGCUAAGCUGAUGUUAUGGAUGGUUUUUUUUUUGUUUUGAAGUGGUUAAAUUAAAAACAUAAUCAGUUUCCCUGCCACUCUGGGGAUCGAUAAUACGCGAGUCGGCGAUUGAUGGCACUAUUUUUAGAUGCAAAAGCAAACCGCUAUUUGUUGUUGUCAGAUGUUGUUAGCAGACGCGCUGGGCGUGAUGUUUUAUGCGCAUCGAACGUAAAUGUUGGUAUCGCGAAGUAGGGAUUGAUUGCAGAUGAUAAAACCAUAUAUUGUGUUGAUAGAAUAUAUGAGUUUUAUAUGACACAGCAUAUUUUGUUUGCGACUAUGUAAAGCUGGAUUUGAAUGCGUUUGGUUGU